Molecule: messenger RNA, 7527 nt
Organism: Thrips palmi
Lineage: Eukaryota; Metazoa; Arthropoda; Insecta; Thysanoptera; Thripidae
Gene: ssp3
Product: S phase cyclin A-associated protein in the endoplasmic reticulum
Exons: 26
Coding region: 223-6150 (1975 amino acids)
Molecular function (GO): nucleic acid binding; zinc ion binding
Source: RefSeq, a predicted model, not a curated record
ACACAUUCUGAUGUGCAUGUUUCGAAAUGCAUGGUCCAGGCGCAUGCGGCUUGCCUUCCGAUUGAUGCCGUUAAGUCUCACGGCGUUGAUCCUAAUCCGAAAAAGGGUUUAAACGGCAUAAACACAUGCAGAAACCAAACAAAGAUGGCUGCAUCAAUGUCACUGAUCGCCAGCUCUGUUUUCUCGUACCGUUAAAUUGAUUUUUCGUUAUUCAUAUGUAGCAUGGAGGAAAGCCCCUCUGAAAUCCAAGUGAAAGAAUGCAGUCCAUUAAAAUUAGAAAUACAAGCUGACAGUGGUCACUUGCUUGAAAGUAAAGGCGAAAAUUCUGUUCGUCUGUUGGUGCAAGAGGAGGGAAGAGCAGCUCGUAAUCUUAUAGCCUUCAGUGUACCGUGCGACAUGGUCCAAGUAGAUUCAAGUAAAGUUGCUCGGAAACCACCAUCAUCCCCGAGGACUGUGCAGGAACCAAAAAAGGAAGAUGCACUUCCUCGAUUAACAAAGAGGGCCUCUGACACAACAAACCCUGGGUCAAGAGUUCGUUCAGCAUCCACUGGUAGAGACAAAAAGUCAGAACUACAGGCAAGGUAUUGGGCCUUUCUCUUUGGGAACUUACAAAGAGCUGUGGAUGAAAUAUAUCAGACUUGUGAAACAGAUGAAAGUGUCUCAGAAUGCAAGGAAGUAAUCUUAGUUCUGGAAAACUUCACCAAAGAUUUCCACAAUUUAAUUGAAUGGUUUCGUCUGAAGUGGGAGUAUGAAAAGACUCCACCACCUCAAAGACCUAAUUCUCUUGCAUGGGAAGUCAGAAAGUCUUCACCAGGCAAGUUACCUCCUCAUGCUUUGCCGACAUUCUGUAGCCCUGUUCGAAGGGUACUCAAUUUUGGGGAUUCUAACGACAAGGAUCGCCCAAGGUCUAGUGCUGAGAAAAUAACUGAUACCUUGAGAACAGGAAAAUGCAGUCCUAUCAUUCCUGUUGUAGAGGAUCAAGAAAUAAUCACUUUUGAUACUGAGCCCAAUGACUCUGUGGAAAUCAAAGAAUCAAAUGUUUCAAGCAAAGAUGUUGGAAGUGCUUCCUCUAACCAGUGUUUCUCAAAUCCUAUUGAUACCAAAAAAGAUGAUCUACCAAUUAAAACAGUUGAACCAAAGUUGGAAUCCAGCCAUGAUUUGAGAAAUGAAAUGAAACCGAAGAUUGGAAGAUCUUCUCCUGACGUCAUGGCAGUCAAUGAGAUUCUAGUCAGCAAUGGGGACUGUAAAAGCCCAAUGACCAGCGAGCAAGUAGAUCUGCAUCUGCCUGGUAUGACACACCAAGCCUGUCAAACUGAUCCAGAGUUAGAUGAUUUUUCUUCUACCGAUCAGUAUCCUAACCCGUUAAUGGUUGAUAAAGGGGUGGGAACUUCGGGGCUCGCAACAGCGAAGACGGGAUUGGCAACUCGACCAUCGGCCACCACGGCAGGAAGAGUGUCAAGCAAUCCCCCCACAACAAAUGCAAAUCGUACUCCAGCAUCCCCAUUCACAUUUGCUGGUGUUGCCACAAAGUCUGCUUCAACCAACUUAAGGAACUCCAUAAGUGCUACAGUGAAAAAUACAAAUGCAACCUCUAAACCAGUACCAACUUUAUCAAAUUCCACUGCAAAGAUUCCUCAAAAUAGCAAUGGACCAACAGGGACUGUCUUGAAUGCAUCCACUUCCAGUGUCAAAAUUGUCAAUACGGUGCCUGCAGCAGCCAAAGGUCCAGCCCCUACAUCGGUUUCCAACACACCUAAACCAUCCUUAUUUGCAAUUGUGACAAAAUCAUCUCCUGCAAAUGCAAUCAAGAGAAAUGUCAAACCUAAUCCUCAAGUAUUACCUACAGAGAAUAGAAACCAAGCCUCCAGUCGUUUUUCUGGCCCACCCAAGCUUCAAAGGAGUAGAACUGUGGCGGAAGUCAGUAGAUCUAACAGACCUCCCAACAACCGCUCAGGGGGUUCAAGACAGUUCAACAACAUGAAUGAUAAAGGAGUGUAUGGCAAAGGAGCAUCCUCUGUAGAAAUGGGUGCUGGCACAUAUGAAAAACCCAAGAACAUUGAUAGCUCUAAUCUUCAAGAUGGUUGCAAGAAAAAUGAAUCAGGAGAUGACUCCGGUUGGGAGACAGUGAAAAAUCGUUCUCGUUGUAGAUUUAGCUACAAUCCAAAGACACGGUUCAAUAAACCAACCUGCGCAAUGUCUCUGCCCGCUUUAAUAAUUGUUGAUGAUGAUGAUGAUGAUGCUGAUACUCCUUCUGCAAAGGGUGCUCUCACCAAACAGAACUCCCAGGGUGAUGGACCACAUCGUCGGCAUUCUGAAAAGCUGGAGCCAACCAGCAAGUCUGCUGAUGCUUGUAAAGUAAAGAAGCCUCAAAAACAGAAACCCAGCGGCGAUGUUUCCAAACCCACUAGAGUCAAAGUAGAGAAAACGGCCAAUAAUGUAUCCAAGCAUUCAUUUGGAAAGAAAGCUGCUAAAGAUGUCAAGGAAGAUAAAAUUGGCCCUUCAUCAGGGCCUUGUCUUCAAGAAACCAAAACUUCCAUCAAAGGCGAUGUAAAUGAAAAUGUAAAAAAGGAGCGGAGUAACGGUCCAGAAAUAGAAAAACUAUGGAAAUCUUGCAAUGGCAACAAGCCUGUUGAGCUUGACCUAGAUCCACAAUUGAGUGGUGACGAGUCGUCUGUUGGGCCCAGGACCAGUUCCACCACAACUCCAACUACCAUGACACCAACCACAACUCCUGCCACUCCAACUACUCCAACUAAUUUAGCUUCCGACAGCUUGGCCUUCCUCCGAGACAAUGAAUGUGGAAUUGAACGAUUGAUAUCUGAUGAAGAGGAUCUUAUUGCAGAAAGGACACUUCUAAAAGAGGAGGAACGAAAAAGUCAGCAGCUGUAUGAAGAAGAAGUGAAACUACAGCAGCAGAUUGAUGAAUUGCAAUCUGGUGAACUGGAAGUCGAAGUGGAGACCGAUGGAGAGACACCAAUUGGAACUGAAGAGGAGGAGGAAGAGGAGCUGCUUGGUGAAGAUGAGCCCAGGGAUGUGGACGUUGAAGUCGACACUGUGUCUCUUGAAGCCCAGUAUGAAAACAUGCUAGAAGACAGGAUUUGGCAGGAGCGCUUGGAGAGGAUUGUAAAGUAUGAAGAAAUGUCUGCCAGAGGGCUGUCUUGGGCUGAACGCAUGGACACUUUGGAGCAAUUGGAAGCUUUGGUGGCAAGACACCCUGGACGGGCUCUCCAGUUGCAUCAAAAGCUGUCUAGCCCCUCUCGAUCACGUUCAACAACCCUGCCUGAAACUUUGCGCCGCUUUCAAGCUAGGCAAGAAAAAGCACAACAAAAAAGGGAAAGGCUUCUUCAGCUGAAAAGUCAAAGGCUUCGAGAUUUAUUAAACAAAGUUGGCGAGGUGAAGGCAGCUCAGGCUCAGCUCACCGAAGAUCGCCGUCUACGAUUGGAGAACAAGCUGAAACGUGCUGAAGAAAACAGAAACCUUCAUUUGAGGUCUAUUAAGCGUAAAGCCCACGAUGAAGAAGAAAAAUUGAAAGAAAUCGCCUUUAUAAAUGAGUUGGAGGCUCAAAAUAAAAGGCACGACUUCCUAGCCCUUCGUCAGGAACAAGAAGAGAGACUUCUGGGCAUUGCAGAGGAGAGGCAGCGCAAACAGGAAGAGAAGGCUGCCAAAGAGGCUGCUGUUGAAGAAAGAAAGAGAGUCCUGGAAGCUGAACGCAUACAAAAGCUGGAGGAGAUGCAAGCUCGUCGCAAGCGUAGGGUGGAGCGCAUCCAUAGGGAGCAGCUAGAGAAGGAAAAAGAGAGGCAGGAAGCUGCUCGAGAAAAAGCUAGAGACAGGGAAGAGCGCCUCUCGGCUCUUCAUGCAGCACAACUGGCCAAUCAGGAAGAACUCCAGAAGAAAAUCCAGCAGAAGCAAGAGGACUCAGCUCGACGUCAUGAAGAGAACAUUGAACAUAUUCGACAAAGAGCAUUAGAAUCAGCUGCUCUUCGGUACGCGGAUGAUGCUGCUCCUGCGCUGGAACCUUACAGAAGCAAGAAGCUGUGUACUUUGUGCAAUGUCCUGAUUGGCUCUGAGGUGUACCUUUUGAGUCAUUUACGAGGUAAAAGUCAUCAAGAAGCUCUCCGCAAGUCAUCAGCUAGUCGUGCUAAUCCUGCGACUGUUAGCCCGAGAGAAGAUUUGGACCAUAUCACAGAAGCUCCUCCAGACUGUGUUGAUGAAAAGCAAGAACGUCACAGGGAAAGGCAACGUGCUCUACGCAAGCGUGGCAAGAAGUUACGCCUUCGUAUGACAGCAAGGGGUCAAGAAUUUGAAAAUAUGUUAGAAAAAGUAUCAGGGAAGGUAACAUCCCCUAAUAGUUCAAGAAUUCAAAAGUGCUUACGUGAUGUGGAAAAGCUGCAUAAUAGUCAGGGUCUAGGUCAAUGGUCAAAUAAUGCUGUGACACUUUUGGAAAGAGCCCUUUCUGAAAUGAACAGGAUCUUGGAUAAAAUGGAUAAAACUGAUCAAAUGGCUUUCCGCUUAUUGAAUGGUUUCACAAUACUCAGUAACAUUCUGAGCCUUGGUCUUAACGUCCCAGAAGGCAUGCCAUCAUACCUUCCAUCAAAGUGCUUUGUGACAGCCUGCUGUACCCUGAAUCUAGCCUGCCAGGAUUACCCGCCAAAUGCCGAGUUCGUCUUGAUGUCGAAUCGAAUUCUGACGAUUCUCGACCUCCUAAUGAGCCGACUGACGGAGGUGGUGCCCGACGAGGACGAUGCGCCGCAAACCAAGAGCUGCACCAAACUGCCGACCGACCCCAUCGCAGUGGCGCUGAUGCGGCUGUUGACGCAGCUGCUGGACCUGGUGACGGACGGGCCGGUGGCCGCGCGAGUGCGGGACGUGGUGAGCUCGGCCGUGUGCAGCGGCGCGGUGGACCGCCUGGCGCUGGUGUGCAGCGGCGUCCGCGACCCGCUGCCCGAGGGCGAGCCCUGCGCGGCGUCGUCCAGCUCCGGCGGCGCGUCCAGCUCGUCGUCGGCCAUCCUGGCGCCCCUGUGCACGUCGCCGCAGUCGUCCUUCCUACUGGCGGCCCUGUCCCUGCUGUCGGCGCUGACGCGGCGCUGCGGCGGCGUGGGCCGCGCCGACCCCAGCGGCCUGGGCGCCACGCUGCAGAGCACCGAGCUGGUGGGCGCCGUGUCCAUGCUGUACGGGCUGCUGCUGCAGCAGGGCGGCGCGCCCCGCGCCCCGGACACGCCGCCGCCGCGCCUCGCGCCGCCCACGUCCUGCAUCGCCAGCGCCACCAUCGCCCUCCUGGUGCAGGUCGCCGAGCUGGACCUGGACAUGCUGCAGAGCAUCCUGGGCGCCGAGGGCAUCUCGCUGCAGCUGCGGCACAUCUCGGCGCACCUGCUGUGGGUGUGCGGCAGCCAGGACGCCGUGGACGCGGGGCACCCCAAGCUGCGCGACGUGCUGCACCGCGUCAUCCGCGUGCUGGGCUACUUCGUGGCGCGCAACCACGACAACCAGGUGGUGCUGCAGUCCGGCGUGCAGCCCACAGUGCUGCAGCAGCUCUGCCAGCUGCCGUUCCAGUACUUCUCCGAGCCGCGCCUCAGCGUCGUCCUGUUCCCGACCCUGAUCGCGUGCUGCAGCGACAACCCGGAGAACAAGGCCAUCCUGGAGCAGGAGCUGUCCUACGACCUGCUGGAGGCCUUCCAGGGCACGCCGCUGGCCGAGGCCGACAAGCUGAUGGCGGUGAUGCGGUCCAGCAAAGGGGCCACGUCGAGCAGGGCCUCGUCGGUGUGCUCCACGACGGCCAAGACGGCCAAGGCAGGCGCCGCCGGCCUGACCACCAACUCGGAGGAGGACGACGAGAAGAAGGAAGCGCUCCAGGACGCCGCCAAGUGCGAGAAGGACAGUAAGUCCCCCGAGGCUGGCCGCGCCGACGCCGUAGAAGCCCCAGCCAGACGCCCUGCGGCUAAGCGACACAAGGGCGCCGCGAAAGCCGCCGCCAAGGCCAUGCAGUCCGCGGCCAAGGCCGAGGAGGCCGCCAAGUCCGUGGCCAAGGCCGAGGAGGCCGCCAAGUCCGCGGCCAAGGCCGAGGAGGCCGCCAAGUCCGCGGCCAAUGCUGAGGAGGCCGCCAAUUCCGCGACCAAGACCGAGGAGGCCGUCAAGUCCGCGGCCAAGGCCUAGUAUGUGAUCCAGUCAGUGAUUAUUUCUAGGGAUGGAAGUAUUUAUUUUUAUGUUUAGUUAUGUGACCUGAUGUACUUUAUGUUUGCCCUCUUUUUCCCUUUGUUCUAUUUAUGUUAAAGUGAUAGUCUUUUUUGUUUGGGAGUCAAGUGCUUAGUUGAGCAGGAGUUCUGGUCGAAUCAGUUGUUUUACUUUCCUCCUGCUUGAAAAGAUGUCAACUAAGCAUAUUUAACACUGAAUUUCACCAAUUAUCUUGAAUCAACUUUAUCUUGAAUUAAUCCAUCCUGCAUUGUGAAGGAGAGAUUUUUUUUGAUAAGUCUCAUUCACUUUACAUAAAUUUAUAAGUUACCAUGAGCUAUAAGACUUCUUAUGAAAUUGUUAGGCUUAUUGCCACUGGAGGAGGUCAAAAUUGAUUUACAACCUUUUGAAGUCUGAGGAUAGCAUUAAGACAAUAUGUAUACACUUUUGAAAAACCUAAUUUUUAAAAAAAUCAUGCCAUUGCAUUUUGAGGCAUGACAUAUCAUGUUAUUUAAACUUAUGCGACUGUUGUUUUGGGAAUGUGAUAACCAUUGUUUUAGCUCAAAGAGUGUCUUUCUUGAAAGUUUUGUGCAACAUGUUGGCCGUCCAAUCUUAACAACACUUUUUCUUUAGGGCCUAUAAUUUUGGCUGGUUCACUUUCUCUUAUAACUUUCAUACAACAAUUUGUGGCUAAGUGGUCCAUUUUAUUAAUGUAUAUUUACUUGAGUAACAUGAGUUUUUUUCGAACUUCGUCUUAAUAUUAUCCUGAGCUCUUUUCCAUAGAGUUUAUAUUUGAGUGAUAUUCUGCCCAAUUUUUUGGAGCGAGGUACAUCAACAGUAUGGUAAAAGUAUUGUUAUAGCUAAUGCACCUUAAUAAUGUUUAAACCGACUUACCAAAGAAUUUGCUCUAACCUCCAUGUUAUUGCUGUGCCUUCUCCGUGUUUUUUCUCUAGUUCCAGUUGCCUUUUUGUUUGUUUGUUACAAAAUGAUCUUGUAAUGGGUGAUGAUAGGGUUUUUUCUUCAAUUGUCUUUUCAAGUAUGAAUUAUUCUAAGUAUGAAAUUUACUGGAAAUCUUAUGCAGGCCAAUUUACUUACACUUUUUCUUAGUUUUGUACUAAUUGCACUACAUAUUUAUUAACUGGAAAUAGUAGCGCCAGCGGCUGCCUACAGUUGUGAUCAAAGGAUGUUAUUCAUCCUGAUAUUUCAAUGUUACCUUCCUACAGAUGUUCACAUCAGAUUUCUGUACUCUAAUUACUAUUAUUGUGAUCAACAAGUGAAUAAUAUAGGAAUAUCUGAGCUGUGAUGAGAUAGAUUAAUUUCAUUGUAAUAUUAAUACAGUAAUAAUAAAAACUAUUGAAAUAA